UGUGUUUGUGCAGUAACUGUAGUGUCUAUUAUUUUGUCAAAAACAAAUGUUUGAAUAAACAAUAAUCUAAAACAAUUUACCAUAAAACUGGCUGUGUGCAAAGGAUUAAUUUAUGUGAUAGGUUUCAUAAAGUUAAAAUUGAAUAGUCUUUAACAUUACAAAAAAAUAAAAAAAUGUACAUUAUUUUGUUGUGUUUAACGUAUUUUUGUAUUUCAAAGGUAAAUACUUAUGAUCAGCAAGUAAAAGAUCUAUACGAUGCGAUAAGAAGUGGUGAUUCUUUUAUUACUUUCGAUAACAUGCUGCGCUUUGUACAUAGUGAUGAACCAAGAGAAAUUAGGCGCGUGCUAGCUUUUCACGGAACCCAGUUGGCAAAUGGUGAAUUCAUAAUGGAUUUUGAACAGUUUCUGAGGGCCGCAAAUGGAGGUGACAUACCAAAAUUUCGCAGACAAGUCAUAAAUGCUUUAUAUAUAGCAAUAAUCCCAGAUGGUUCAGACAGAGACUACAUUAUCCUCGACGACUUGGUUGAAUACUACUGUGGAGAAAGAUACCAGAAAACUAGAACUCAAAUGGAAACAAUUAUGAAUCAAUUCGCAGAACCGAUUGAUGGUGAAGAGUCACGACUAUAUUUCCCUAACUUUAGGCGUAUACUAAACCUUGGUUUUCUUCCAGCGCCGCAGCGAUGAAAAUGCGUUACAGACGGUCGCCGAUAAGAUGUUAUUUUAAAAGGAACGCUAAUAUGAUUAUACAAAUUAUUAAAUUGUAUUGAAACUUAUAAAUUAUUUAUUUAUUUAUGUAUAUAAUAAGAGACUCAAGUUAUACGUUUAUUUGCCGUUUAAUAGUAUUAAACAAUAUAUUAACAUUGUUUAAUAAU
Messenger RNA from Adelges cooleyi (spruce gall adelgid), 871 nucleotides. RefSeq lists its product as uncharacterized. The record is from RefSeq and is a predicted model, not a curated record. NCBI's taxonomy places the organism in Eukaryota, Metazoa, Arthropoda, Insecta, Hemiptera, Adelgidae. The transcript is spliced from 5 exons. Bases 174 to 683 code for a protein of 169 amino acids.